UUCUUGAAAAAUAAAUGUGGAAAAUAAUGUUAUUGUCUUGUUUGAUUAUGUUUGGGUAAUCGGCCCUCUAGCCCUCCGUAUUGAAUUUUAUGCAAGGAUAUGCCUUCGGAGUGGGAAUGGGAGACGAAGUUCCAGAGAUUAUGGAUUGCGUAUUGGAUGUCAUUCUAGUCAAGCCUUAAUGGGAUAUAAUACUGAAAUAAUUCAAAUAAGGCGGUGCUAUCAAUAUUUGGAAUGGUUUGACUGACAUAUUAUUCUCUUUUGAUCAGUUUGCUCAAUAAUGUGGAAACACAACUAUUGGGUUGAACAAAAUUCAGAAACAAAUAAGAAAGAUUUUCACAACUCCUAAGUUAUUCAAGUAGGUGAUAGAGAAUCUGAGUCAAGAAAGUGAGAAAGUAUCAGAAUUAUCUUGUUAAUUUGUAGAAUUAAUGACGGAAAAAGAUACAUACUAAAGUGGCUAUGUAAUUGGAUAACUGGUUUCAAUAGUAUUUGAAAUUUGA
Messenger RNA from Paramecium tetraurelia, 497 nucleotides. RefSeq lists its product as uncharacterized. Lineage: Eukaryota; Ciliophora; Oligohymenophorea; Peniculida; Parameciidae. The record is from RefSeq and is a predicted model, not a curated record. The transcript has 2 exons.